GGGGAAGCAUUGGUGCUGGGUUCCGUUGCGGGAAGUUCGACAUCAACGAUAGUCCGCAGGAGACUCAAUUGCCGUCUGCAGCUCCCAGGAGUCUCCAUGUUGUUGAUUACCGAGAAUUACAUAACGGCCAGGGAGUGGGUAAAUCAGCGACGACCAAGCAAUUGGAGAUGGAGAGCCUCUGAUUCGUGAUGGACCAACUGCCCGCGUUUGAGCCGAUAUAAUUACAGGUACCUACCGAGUCUCUGGCUACGGUAGCGGAUAUCUUGAUCGACAGUGGUAGCCGUGAUCAACUCGAAUAUACCAGAUAGAACAGAAAGAAAAAGAAAAAAGCAAAAAAAAAGCCAUGUCAUCAUCAUCAGCCCCGGCAGACACGGCCGGCGUGCCGCAGCUGCUGGACCUGACCAUCGACAACAUCACGCCCAACACGGUGCGCAUCAACUCGCAGGCCAAGGACGCGCGGCUGCGGUACCUGAUGGAGCGGCUGGUGACGCACCUGCACGACUUUGCGCGCGAGACGCGCCUCAGCACGGCCGAGUGGUCGGCCGCCAUCGCCUUCCUCAUCGCCACGGGCCACAUCUCGGACGAGCGCCGGAACGAGUUCAUCCUCCUGUCCGACGUCCUCGGCCUCUCCCUCCUCGUCGACAACGUCAACCACCCGACCCCUCCCGGGUGCACCGAAGGGUCCGUCCUCGGCCCAUUCCACACGCACGAGGCGCCCGAGCUCCCCAACGGCGCCGUCAUGACGUCGGACCCGGAGGGGGAGCCGAUGCUGGCCGUCUGCACGGUGCGGGACAGGUUCGGGGCCCCGCUGGAGGGGGUCAAGGUCGACAUCUGGGAGACGGACAGCUCGGGGCACUACGACGUGCAGCACGCGGACAAGGAGGAGCCGAGCGAGCGGUGCGUCAUGCGGUCCGACGGCCGGGGCCGCUUCUGGUUCAGGGGCCUCAAGCCCGUCAGCUACCCCAUCCCCAACGAUGGGCCCGUCGGGAAGCUGCUGGAGCGCCUGGGCAGGCACUGCUGGCGGCCGGCGCACGUGCACUUUAUGUUUGAGAAGACGGGCUUUGAGAAGCUGAUCACAGCCCUCUACCUCCGCGGCGAUCCCUACGAGACGUCCGACGCCGUCUUCGGCGUCAAGAAAAGCCUGGUCGUCGACCUCGGCCGGGCCGACGCCGCCACGGCGGCCGAGUACGGCGUGGCCGAGGGCACGUGGCUGCUGCGCCACGACUUCGUGCUGGUGACGGCGGACGAGACGUCGGCGCUGCGCGACGAGAACGCCCUCGAGGCCCUGCGGAAGCUGGGGCUCAAGGUCCGCCUCGAGGACCACCUGCCGGUCCCGGACCUGGACUGAGGCCGUCACGGCAGAGUAGGUGGGGGAAGGCUUGGGUAUUUUUCGUUGCUUGUAUAUACAAGGGGGUUUGGAUUGCAAUAUCACAAUCUACAUUUACAGGCGGCUUUUAGUGGUGGGGAGAGGCUGUUGAAGCCCCCAAAAAGAUCCCACCACAAGGAGAAGAAGUCCCUAGAAGUUAACAGAAUGAGAAGCCGGCCGGCCUUCCUUUUCUCUCCA
Molecule: messenger RNA, 1564 nt
Organism: Gaeumannomyces tritici R3-111a-1
Lineage: Eukaryota; Fungi; Ascomycota; Sordariomycetes; Magnaporthales; Magnaporthaceae
Product: hydroxyquinol 1,2-dioxygenase
Exons: 2
Coding region: 344-1348 (334 amino acids)
Biological process (GO): catechol-containing compound metabolic process
Molecular function (GO): catechol 1,2-dioxygenase activity; ferric iron binding
Source: RefSeq, a predicted model, not a curated record